AUGUCAUCUGAGCAGAAACCAAUUCUCUACUCCUAUUGGAGAUCGUCUUGCUCGUGGAGAGUCAGAAUCGCUCUCGCUCUUAAAAACGUCGAAUAUGAAUACAAAACGGUUGAUCUGCUGUCUGAGGAAGCAAAGAACCAAUUGAAAGAGAUCAAUCCAGCUGCAAAGGUACCUGCAUUUGUUGUGGAUGGCAAAGUUAUCACCGAGAGCUUGGCGAUUAUCGAGUACUUGGAAGAGACUCAUCCAGAUGUUCCACUUUUGCCGAAAGACCCAGUGAAGAGAGCCCACGCUAGAGCUAUUGCUCUCUUGGUGGCCUCCGGAAUCCAACCUCUUCACAAUCUCAAAGUUCUCCAACUUUUGAACAAGAAGGAAGCCGGAUUUGGAGGACAGUUCGCCAAACAAUUCGUCGUUGAAGGUCUUACUGCUCUUGAAAUUCUCCUGAAACAACAUUCCGGAAAAUACGCAGUUGGAGACAGCGUCACCAUUGCGGACCUCAACAUUCCACCACUUAUCUAUUCGGCUAACAGAUUCAACCUCGAUCUGUCUGCCUACCCAACUGUCAAUCGUAUCAAUGCUACGCUCGCUGAGAUACCCGCUUUCAUUGCCGCUCAUCCAGAUAAUCAACCCGAUACCGGACUCAACGCCUAA
This is a messenger RNA of Caenorhabditis remanei, 648 nucleotides long. RefSeq lists its product as uncharacterized. Gene Ontology annotation, biological process: L-phenylalanine catabolic process; glutathione metabolic process. The coding region runs from base 1 to 648 and encodes 215 amino acids. Lineage: Eukaryota; Metazoa; Nematoda; Chromadorea; Rhabditida; Rhabditidae. Gene Ontology annotation, molecular function: maleylacetoacetate isomerase activity; glutathione transferase activity. Gene Ontology annotation, cellular component: cytoplasm; mitochondrion. The transcript has 6 exons. The record is from RefSeq and is a predicted model, not a curated record.